Molecule: messenger RNA, 672 nt
Organism: Aspergillus niger
Lineage: Eukaryota; Fungi; Ascomycota; Eurotiomycetes; Eurotiales; Aspergillaceae
Exons: 8
Coding region: 1-672 (223 amino acids)
Source: RefSeq, a predicted model, not a curated record
AUGGGGAAGAGGUAUGAGACAAAUGCUGAAGAAUCAGGUCGGAGAACUAGCUCGCCUCAGGUGGGCAAGCCUUUACUAACCCAAGCUGAAACGCCAGCCUGGACUUUGCGUCGGACUGCCCGACUGGCCGACCUCACCACUAGUCCGUCUAUUUACUUCAGCUACUCGUUGGUAACUUCGAGUCCCAGACAGCAGCAGCCCAGACAGCCUGAAAGUCUUCAGGCGCAGGGACAAGAUGGAUUACUGUUGUCGAGUCGAGUCGGGGCGAGCCAGGAGAGGAAAAGAGGGAAGGAGACCAGAGACCAUGGGAAAGGCUGGGCUGGGCUGCAUCUAGUUCCUGGCAUCAGAAAGAAAAAGAUACCCCUGAUCCCUCGCACCGCCCCGGCUGGUUCCUCCCAACUUCACCCACCGUCUUCGUCCGUGGUCCCAGAGGUCUGUGACAGACGCCUGGUGACGGCCGCGAUCGAUUGGGCGGCCGCAUGGGUCUGGCCGGAGACUGCAGCCAACCAGCAGCGCCCCAGCGCGAGGGACUUUCCCCUCCGGGCGAAGACGAAGGAAUUCGUCCGGUCGCAAGAUCACCCGAAAGGGACUAGUGGCGAGGGCAUGGGGCAGGGGCCUAAUCAUCGUCAUCCUGACUUGCACAUUCCAGCAAUCCCACUGGUGUUUCCAUAG